AUGUGCCAUGGCAGGAUAGCACCAAAGAGCACCUCAGCGUCUGCCGUGGCCUCUGUGGGACAUGGAGCGUUCCUUCCACUGGUGAUCCUUAGCACCCUCCUUGGAGACGGACUUGCCUCAGUGUGUUCCCUGCCCCCGGAGCCAGAGAAUGGUGGCUACGUCUGCCACCCCCGGCCCUGCAGAGACCCCUUGAACUCGGGCAGUGUCAUCGAGUACCUGUGUGCUGAAGGCUACGUGCUAAAAGGCGAUUACAAAUACCUGACGUGUAAGAAUGGUGAAUGGAAACCAGCCAUGGAGAUUAGCUGCCAUCUUAACGAGGAGAAAGACACCAAGACAUCACUUGGGGUCCCCACACUGUCCAUCGUGGCUUCCACUGCCAGCUCCGUGGCACUCAUUCUCCUCCUUGUGGUGCUGUUUGUGUUGCUGCAGCCAAAGCUGAAGUCUUUCCAUCAUAGCAGGCGUGACCAGGGGGUAUCUGGGGACCAAGUCUCCAUCAUGGUGGAUGGAGUCCAAGUUGCACUACCGUCAUAUGAAGAGGCUGUGUAUGGCAGUUCCGGUCACUGCGUGCCGCCCGCUGACCCCAGAGUGCAGAUUGUGCUGUCAGAGGGGUCUGGGCCUAGUGAGAGGAAUGGGCCAAGGGAGCAGCAGCUACAGGACCAGGGGGCCUGCUCCUCUGCAGGUGGAGAGGAGGAGGCCCCGGGCCAGUCUGGACUGUGUGAAGCCUGGGGCUCCCAGGGCUCAGAGACUGUGAUAGUGCAUCAGGCAACCACCUCUUCCUGGGUGGCCGGCUCAGGGAACAGCCAGCUGGCACACAAAGAAGCCCCGGAUUCAGAGAACAGUGACAUACAAAGCCUCUUAUCCCUCACAUCGGAGGACUACACAGACGACAUCCCGCUGUUGAAAGAAGCAUGA
Molecule: messenger RNA, 912 nt
Organism: Pipistrellus nathusii (Nathusius's pipistrelle)
Lineage: Eukaryota; Metazoa; Chordata; Mammalia; Chiroptera; Vespertilionidae
Source: the annotation of a GenBank genome assembly